Messenger RNA from Papilio xuthus (Asian swallowtail), 1669 nucleotides. RefSeq names its product XK-related protein 6. The record is from RefSeq and is a predicted model, not a curated record. Gene Ontology annotation, cellular component: plasma membrane. NCBI's taxonomy places the organism in Eukaryota, Metazoa, Arthropoda, Insecta, Lepidoptera, Papilionidae. Gene Ontology annotation, biological process: phosphatidylserine exposure on apoptotic cell surface; engulfment of apoptotic cell; apoptotic process involved in development. Bases 102 to 1295 code for a protein of 397 amino acids. The transcript has 5 exons.
UGUGUCAUACUGUCAAAUAGUGGCGGGCGGGUGAACAUGUUUAAUCAUAGUUUGUUUUCUGUUUACUUUGAAUAUGUAAACAUUUAUUAAAUAAAAACACGAUGCCGAAAGCGAUACGUAAAAUGCUCCAAAAUGGAUACUCGCACGACGAACCUGAUCGAAUACCGAAUAAUAUAAAUAUAAAGAAUUUAGAUAUAAUUAUGUAUGUGGUUGCAAUAGUGGGACAUCUCGUGGACCUCGGCCUGGAUAUAAAUGUAGCUGUAAGAUAUUCUAUAGCACAAAAAAUGAUGGAGUUCGGAUGGACGUUGACAUUCAUCCUUUUGCCGGCAUUUGUGAACACCGCUGUCUCUAUACGAAUGUAUGCUCAAGACAAGCAACAGGACUCAGUAACCAAUGAGUUUACGAAGCGGCAUUGGCUGAGGAUCUUCAUUCUUGUGCUGCAACUGGCUCCGAUACUCAGAUUUACUGAUGCUCUUAUAUAUGCAAUAAAGUCCCGUAGAGCAGCACGCAAGCAUGACACAUCAUCACAGAGGAUGUACUACGGUCUGAUGCUGAAGGAGGACUCGGAUGCAGCACUGCUGAGGGUGUUUGAGUGCUUCUUAGAGGCGGCGCCACAGCAAGUGCUGCAGACUAGUCUCUUGUUUCGAGCUUACGAUCAUUUAGCAUUGCAUCAAAUUCUUUCAAUAUGCUCAUCGGUAGUUGGCAUGGGGUGGUGCCUCGCGGCGUACCAGCGCGCCGUGCGCUUUGCCCAGCAGGACAAGAACAACAUGAACUGGUGCGGCACAAUACUGCAGACAUUGUGGCACUUCCUUGUUACAUUAAGUCGUGUGCUAUCACUGUCCAUCAUCGCAUACCUGUAUCCGUACUGCACGGUGCUGGCGUGCGGCUGCCACGUGCUGGCCAUGUCCGCGUGGCUGCAGAUAUGUGACCGGCCGCCAUUUUGUGCGCACAACAAGAUGGCGGAGCUCGCGUUUUCCCUCGCACUCGGCGGUGUCUACCUCUUCACAUACAUCCUGCCUAUCGAAGGUAGGACUAGAUAUAGAUAUAGUGUUUAUUAUACUAUAUGUUUCUUUCAGAAUAUAACUUGUACCAUCUUGUGGUAUUUCUUUGUUGAUGAUGAUAUGAGAUCGUCUAUAUAUUUUUAUCCAGUUUUAGUGUUGAGUUUUGUUCCGUAUGUGUUAGGUUUAGUGUUUAUGGUGAUUUAUUAUUCCUUUUUUCAUCCGAAAGUGUUUGAUAAAAGCGAUGAAAUUGUUGUUACAUUCAAAAAUGAUGAAACUAUGGAAGUUAAUUCAUAGCAUUCAUUUUUGAAACUUUUUAUUUGGUCAAUGAAAUAGUUGAUGUGUUUCGUAAGAGUUAAUAAAAAUAUUAUUCAAUAUUUUAUAUUGAUCUGAAAUUUUUUUUGUAAUUUUCAUCUCACAAAUGUUACCAGUGAUGGUUUUGAAUUGAUUUUUCAAAUAAUGUAUUAAAAUAGUAUUAAUAUUUAUGAUGUAAUGUGCCUUAUUAUUGUUACUAAAUGAAAAAUAUUUAUUAUUGAAUAAUUUUCACUGCGGCAAUCUUCAUUAAAUGUGUCAAUAUGUCAAAUACACAAAACUAAAAGACUGUUUUACAUAAUAUUUUAUUUUUACACUAUUUUAUAAUAAAAUUAAGAGAAUCUCAAUACUAGCCAAUA